Messenger RNA from Quercus robur (English oak), 976 nucleotides. Its product is annotated as protein YELLOW LEAF 1, choloroplastic-like. Gene Ontology annotation, cellular component: chloroplast. The coding region runs from base 269 to 796 and encodes 175 amino acids. NCBI's taxonomy places the organism in Eukaryota, Viridiplantae, Streptophyta, Magnoliopsida, Fagales, Fagaceae. Gene Ontology annotation, biological process: chloroplast organization; thylakoid membrane organization. The record is from RefSeq and is a predicted model, not a curated record. The transcript has 5 exons.
GUCACCACCGUCCUCGACUCCUUGAAAAUCCGAUUAUUGCCCACAUCCUCUCAUUCCUUGUUUGGUUACCGAGAAACUACGAGAAAACAGAGAGAGAGAGAACCGAACCCAGGACAUCUUGUCUUAGAUUUCUCUCAUAUAAAACAAUACCCACCUCCCAAUUUGUGGUCUUGUUCCAGUAUUCAGCUUUCUCAGGGCUCUCCGUGCACAGAGCCAACUCUGAGGCCAGCAAAGCCACAAUUUUACACAAGGUUGUUGUGGAAUCAAGAUGUUGAUGUUGACUGCAAAUACUGUAGCCACCCAACCUCAAUUACUACUAGUAAAAACAGAGGUGCAUAAUAAGCAUACUGGAUGUAAUCCAAUGAAAGUGUUCAUGUCAUUUCAACACAAUGGAAAAACAAGCUCACUUAAGGUUGCAGAACCUGGACCGCUAGGGCUUGGUGCCCAAUUUUUGACUAUUAAUAGUAGAAGACGUAUCAUGCAUUCUAGCCGAACGCAGUCUGCUUCUGUUAUAUGUCAGUCCGCUUUGAAUGCAAGAUGUGGUGCCGAGCAAACUCAAACAGUUACACGCGAGGCUCCAACAAUUACUCACAUUCCUGGGAAGGAAAAAUCACCACAACUUGAUGAUGGUGGGUCUGGAUUCCCACCCCGUGAUGAUGGUGAUGGUGGCGGUGGAGGCGGUGGAGGUGGUGGCAAUUGGUCUGGUGGAUUCUUCUUCUUUGGUUUUCUUGCCUUUCUAGGAUUCUUGAAGGAUAAGGAAAGUGAGGGGCCAUAUCGCGAUGAGAGGAGAAGAUGAAAGAAUGAUCGGAUGUCAUCACUAGUUUUGGAGGCAAUUCACAUUGUAGCUUUAAGCUUAUUGCGCUGUAUUCUUUCUGUAUCACUUUUGCCAUCCUAAAAAUGGGUGUGCUUACGUUUAACAUGCCUACUCUAAAUGGUUUUACUUCUUCAUAUAUAGAAAAGAUAAGCUUGAGUUUUA